This is a messenger RNA of Amaranthus tricolor (Joseph's coat), 1731 nucleotides long. RefSeq names its product ureide permease 1-like. NCBI's taxonomy places the organism in Eukaryota, Viridiplantae, Streptophyta, Magnoliopsida, Caryophyllales, Amaranthaceae. Gene Ontology annotation, biological process: nitrogen compound transport. Gene Ontology annotation, cellular component: membrane. The record is from RefSeq and is a predicted model, not a curated record. The transcript is spliced from 8 exons. Bases 279 to 1553 code for a protein of 424 amino acids. Gene Ontology annotation, molecular function: allantoin:proton symporter activity; uracil:monoatomic cation symporter activity.
CCACCUAUCAUUUCUCUGACACAUUUGUAUUUAUAUUUAUAUGACUCCCUAAAAUUAGAAUCGUCAAAAGUAUCAUACGAGGUUGUGGUUGUCUGCAGUUCAUCUAAAGGAAUCCAUGAUUCUGUACUGCUUGAAUCCUUUCAAAGAAUCUGAGCGUUUACCACAAGUUACUAUCAAAUUAAUUUGUUCUUCUUAGAAACUGCAAUUGGGUUUCUCAUUAAAAAUUGAUCCAAUCAUUUAUUUCUUCAAUUGGUAACUUUUGUUAGGUGGAAUUGAAGAUGUAUGUGGUAGAAAGCAAAGGAGGAGCUAUAUUAUGCAUGAUUAUGUCUUUAAUUUUCUUGGGGACAUGGCCUGCUCUUUUGGCAUACCUUGAAAGGCGAGGGCGCCUUCCACAGCAUACUUAUCUCGACUACACUAUUACUAAUCUCUUAGCUGCUUCAUUUAUCGCCCUAACCUUAGGUGAGAUCGGAGGUACCAAACCGGGCAUGCCAAAUUUCUUGACCCAACUUUUUCAGGCGCAAGACAAUUGGCCCUCGGUGUUGUUUGCAAUGGCUGGUGGAGUUGCUCUUAGUAUAGGCAAUCUAUCCAUACAAUAUGCUAUGGCUUUAGUCGGGUUAUCAGUUGUCGAGGUCGUUAGUGCCAGCAUUACUGUUGUCAUAGGAACCACAGUGAACUAUUUCCUGGAUGACAGAAUAAACAAGGCAGAAAUCCUUUUCCCUGGAGUCGGGUGUUUUCUGAUAGCAGUCUUCUUGGGCUCGGCUGUCCACAAGUCUAACGACGCUGAUAAUUCUGUAAAACUCAAAAACUUGGAAAGUAAACUUGAAGAAGAGGCAAGACUUGUGACGCGACCAAACUCAAAUUUUGACAGGGAAAACGAUAUUCCAGCCUCAGACGAAAGAUCUGCUCAUAGAGUUCCUAUGGACCUUGAAAAAGCAAAUGCAAGUAUGAAAGAGCCAGAGUUUGGGACUGCCAAGUUCCUCAUUCACCUCGAAGAACGAAGAUCCAUUAAGGUACUAGGCCGGAGCAUUUGGAUCGGUUUAGCAAUAACUUUUUUUGCUGGUUUAUGCUAUUCCUUCUUCUCUCCUUUGUUCAAUGUGGCUACCAAUGACCAAUUUCACACCUUAAAGAAAGGGGUUCCUCAUUUAGUUGUCUAUACCGCGUUUUUCUACUUCUCCGUAUCCUCUUUUGCAAUCGCACUCAUCUUGAAUAUCACCUUCCUAUAUCGGCCUGUUUUAGACCUGCCAAAGUCAUCACUUAAUGCUUACUUUGAGGACUGGAACGGACGAGGAUGGGCCCUAUUGGCUGGCUUGCUCUGUGGAUUCGGAAAUGGUCUUCAGUUCAUGGGAGGUCAGGCUGCAGGUUAUGCUGCAGCUGAUGCUGUUCAGGCACUUCCGUUGGUGAGCACUUUUUGGGGUGUAGUUGCUUUUGGAGAAUACAGAAAAUCAUCAAGAAAAACAUACAUACUACUUUCUAGUAUGUUGCUUAUGUUCAUUCUUGCAGUUGCAGUUCUCAUGGCAUCUUCAGGGCAGAGAAAGUCAUUAUCUAGCAACUAAAAAUGUUGGAUUUCCAUUGGUCUUAUCUUGGUGCAAGAUACUACAAUAUUAACCAUGUACUCUCAUAUUUAACGCUUAAUGUACCUAUAUUCACCCCUUUUGUGUCGCUUUUUAUUUUAGAAUGUCUUUUAAUUCACUUCAAAAUUUGAUGGUAUGAUCAGUUUUUAUUUUCUAGUUU